GUCUCUCUCGCUCGCUCUCCCGCUUUUCUCGCGCGCUAUACCUCUGUCUGCCGCACUCUCUAUUGUCUUCAAUUUUCGAAUUUCUGUCGCUCGUUUUACAGUUGGUCAGUUGGUGAUGGCGCCGCAGAAGGUGAUAUUGAAGGUUUCUUCUAUGUGUGAUGCAAAGGUGAAGCAGAAAGCAAUGGAAACUGUUGCAGAUAUCUAUGGUAUCGACUCCAUAGCUGCCGAUCAUAAAGAUCAGAAGAUGACUGUAAUAGGAGAAGUUGACACCGUCAAGAUCGCCAAGAAGUUGAAGAAGUUCGGGAAGGUAGAUGUCAUCUCGGUUGGGCCCGCCAAAGAAGAGAAGAAGGAUGAUAAGAAAGGGGACAAAAAGUGAUCAGACUUCGGUAGUUUCAGGCUUUUACUUCAUGUGCUCUUCCGGCCGGCAGUGCGUACACUUGAGCUAUAAUGGGUGUUUAAUUUGAUUCUAUAUACUGUACUAAUCUGAAGAUAUAUUAGUGCUAUUUGUUGUAGGAACAGAAAA
This is a messenger RNA of Oryza brachyantha (malo sina), 523 nucleotides long. Its product is annotated as heavy metal-associated isoprenylated plant protein 39-like. Gene Ontology annotation, molecular function: metal ion binding. The coding region runs from base 116 to 376 and encodes 86 amino acids. NCBI's taxonomy places the organism in Eukaryota, Viridiplantae, Streptophyta, Magnoliopsida, Poales, Poaceae. The record is from RefSeq and is a predicted model, not a curated record. The transcript is spliced from 3 exons.